AUGGCAGACAAGAAUCAGACUGCAGUGACUGGAUUUCUUUUCGUGGGCCUCACAGAUCGUCUCCAUCAGCAGGUUGGCCUUUUUGUCAUGCUUCUCUUCAUCUAUCUGGUCACACUGGGGGGUAACUUGGGGAUGAUCACUCUCAUAUGGAUCGAUCCCAGGCUCCACACACCCAUGUACUUUUUCCUCAGCCACUUGUCCUUUGUAGAUAUUUGUUCCUCUUCCUCCAUUGCCCCCAAGACACUGUGUGAUAUCUUUGCAGAGAAAAAAGGCAUCUCUUUCAUGGGUUGUGCUGCACAGAUGUGGUUUUUUGGUCUUUUUGUGGCAACUGAAUGCUUCCUCCUGGCUUCCAUGGCCUAUGACCGGUACAUGGCCAUCUGUAAGCCUUUGUUGUAUACCCUCAUUAUGUCCCAGAGGGUCUGUGUGCAGCUGGUGGCAGGGCCCUAUGCUAUGGCUCUUAUAAGUACAAUGACCCAUACAGUUCUCACUUUUUGCUUACCUUUCUGUGGACGGUACAUGGCCAUCUGUAAGCCUUUGUUGUAUACCCUCAUUAUGUCCCAGAAGGUCUGUGUGCAGCUGGUGGCAGGGCCCUAUGCCAUGGCUCUUAUAAGUACAAUGACUCACACAGUUCCUAUAGGAGUCCUCAGUGGCCUAAUCAUUACCAUCUCCUAUGUGUGCAUCCUGGUGGCCAUCAUGAAGAUCCAGACUGCUGAUGGGAGGAGGAAGGCUUUCUCCACUUGUUCUUCUCACCUGGCAGCUGUCUCCAUCCUGUAUGGGACUCUUUUCUAUAUCUAUGUUGUGCCUGACUCAGGUUCCUUCUUAGAUAUCAAUAAAGUGAUUUCUCUAUUUUAUACUGUGGUCAUCCCCAUGCUGAACCCUCCUAUCUACAGCUUGAGAAACAAGGAGGUGAAAGAUGCAUUCAAGAGGAAGUUUGAAAGAAAAAAAUUUCUAAUAGGUAGUUAG
Molecule: messenger RNA, 963 nt
Organism: Myotis davidii
Lineage: Eukaryota; Metazoa; Chordata; Mammalia; Chiroptera; Vespertilionidae
Product: olfactory receptor 5G3
Exons: 1
Coding region: 1-963 (320 amino acids)
Biological process (GO): sensory perception of smell; G protein-coupled receptor signaling pathway
Cellular component (GO): membrane
Molecular function (GO): odorant binding; G protein-coupled receptor activity; olfactory receptor activity
Source: RefSeq, a predicted model, not a curated record